Silurus meridionalis is the source of this 1504-nucleotide messenger RNA. It is a transcript of the gene slbp2, whose product is annotated as stem-loop binding protein 2. The transcript is spliced from 8 exons. NCBI's taxonomy places the organism in Eukaryota, Metazoa, Chordata, Actinopteri, Siluriformes, Siluridae. The coding region runs from base 104 to 1057 and encodes 317 amino acids. Gene Ontology annotation, cellular component: cytoplasm; histone pre-mRNA 3'end processing complex. Gene Ontology annotation, molecular function: mRNA binding; histone pre-mRNA stem-loop binding. Gene Ontology annotation, biological process: mRNA 3'-end processing by stem-loop binding and cleavage; mRNA transport. The record is from RefSeq and is a predicted model, not a curated record.
UGAUGGCAUUUGUUGAUGUAAUUUGUGUAGCUCCGCCUUCCAGCACCUGAUCUUGAUUUAAAGCUCUUUCAAACUAUGUGGCCUACUAUGUGGCAAAGUCAGCAUGACAACACACAUUGAAACUUUACUACAAAGUCCUCUGGACUCAAGGGGAUUGUCUUUUCCACCAUGGCCCAACCCUGAACUACCGCAAGACAUGAAGCUCAGGCUGCCUCUUUCCCCUGGCAGCCCAGAGCCCUGGCUUCUCCCAGGCUGCAGCUCUGUAUAUGAUAGCCUGGUCAGUUGUAGGACGCCCCAGUCACCUGUGAGUGAAGAUCAGAAUUCCUCUUUUGUGAACAAACCUCGCAGAUCCUCUAUUCUCGAGCGGUGCAUCCUGAAGAUUUCUACAGCUAAUGUUGCUGUAGGGACAGAAGAUCUAGAUGAUAAGAGAUCCCCAACGAGAAUCCGUUGCCGUUCUCACAACAUGGACCCGUCUUUUUUUGAGACUAAUGAGUCUGUGUUGAAGCGAAGACAAAAGCAGAUUCAGUAUGGAAAGAACACUUGUGGUUACCAGAACUAUGUGAAGCAAGUGCCAAAGCGUUUUCGCAUCCCUGGAUUUCACCCGUCCACUCCCAACAAAUAUCGCAAAUAUAGUCGGAGAUCUUGGGACAUGCAAGUCAGGCUGUGGAGAAGAGCGCUACAUGCUUGGGACCCACCUUUGACUUCUCAGGGAAAUGAUUCAGUUGAUCAACUGCAGGGUUUGCUUGAGCAGAUGAACACUGACCUGGGUGAAGAAGGCAGGGGAGGAAACGCAAGGAAAUUAGAAACAUCUGACCCCAAUAUUUCUGUACAUUCUCAGCUCACUGAGGGUUCAACCAAUGGAUUUUUGAGGCCUCCAAUGCCUCAGGCUGAAAUAACAAGCCAGCAAGGCCAGUCUUUAGGAUUGGGCUAUACCUUUAACAGUCAGCUAACCGCUGAAGAGAAUGUUUUGGGAUGGCUGCGGUUUCUUUUGGAGACUGACAACACAUGCAGUGACGCUGCCUUGCAGAGUGAACAGCCCAUAUGGAGAUUUUACUGACUUACCAUGAUUUCGACAGCCCAUGUCUGAAACCAUGUUUUCCAGGGAAAUAAGUGUUUCUUUCUGUUCUCAAAUGUUUGCAUAUGCACAGAGCACACUGGUGAUUUUAGUUUAGCAUCAGACAGCAUCUUUAUCAUGGCCUCAUGUUCUUCAUUAACAUCACAGUUCAUCUCCACAGCAUGUUUUCACUACUUUCUUUUUAAGUUCUAAUAUCGUUGUCACUAGUUAAUUUUCACUUUUCUAGCCUCUAGCUCGCACCCUAGAAAUUCCUGCUCUAUAAAAGCAAUGUUUUGCUGUUCAGAGUCGGCAAACUUUACAGCCAAUCCCUUGGUUUCCACAUUUGUUGUUUUUGACUUAGUUGCUGGUAGUUCUUAACAUUCUUUUUGUGUGUGGUUUGCAUAUUUUUGUAGUAGUGGAAAACAAACCUAAUAAAGAUGUUUAAAUGUU